Calliphora vicina (urban bluebottle blowfly) is the source of this 4253-nucleotide messenger RNA. It is a transcript of the gene plum, whose product is annotated as plum. The coding region runs from base 234 to 4175 and encodes 1313 amino acids. The transcript is spliced from 12 exons. NCBI's taxonomy places the organism in Eukaryota, Metazoa, Arthropoda, Insecta, Diptera, Calliphoridae. Gene Ontology annotation, cellular component: neuronal cell body; plasma membrane; axon. Gene Ontology annotation, molecular function: protein binding; axon guidance receptor activity. The record is from RefSeq and is a predicted model, not a curated record. Gene Ontology annotation, biological process: homophilic cell-cell adhesion; synapse organization.
AAUUAAUAAAUAAUAAUGUUAAAUGGAUACAAUGAAUUUGAAAUUUUCAACAAAAGUGCUAAAAACCGAACAAAAACAAAUGUUUUUUACCAAAUUUAAACACAACGUAUUAAAUAAUCGUUAAAAUUUUUCAUAGAAUUGUUAUUUAAUACAAAUAAAUAAAAAAAUAAAUAAUAAUUGUCAAAGUGGAAUAAUAAUUAAACAAAAGUAAAUAAUUUAAACAAAUAUUGGCAAUGUUUUAUAGACACAAAGUGUUGCUAAUAUUGCUGCUGCACAUAUUGCUGUUGCUGUUCGGUGAUUUCAACACAUGGAUACAAAUCAAAUUAACAGUUAAUGCCAAUUCAAUAAAUCAAAGACCGUUUUUACAAAUUGAAAGUCCCUCCAUAACAAGACUGAUAAUAACGCAUCCACACAAGCCCCAUUACCUACAGUGUAGGGCAACCAUUGUUGAGUCCUACUAUCAAAAUGAAACCACUUAUUUUUUCACAUGGCUUUUCAACAACGAUAUCUUAAAGUUUAAGAAAGGAGAAAACUUUUUCCUUUAUCGCAAUGGGACGCUACGCAUUUCAGCCGACGAGAAAGUCAGUGGCCAGUAUCGUUGUAAAAUCAAUGCAAAUAAAACUGCCGUCAUAUCGGAAACUAUAACAGUGGACUAUCCCGUGCUCAAACGUCGUCCUGGCAAUAUUAAUUUAACAGCCUGGUGUGGUUUCUCAUUUACAUUGAAUUGUCCUAUUUUUAGUAUUCCACCUGCCAAUGUAACUUGGUUUUAUGGAAAUGUAUCGUUAUCGAAAAAUUUCAAUGACAACAGUUUUUUAUUAUUAAAUAAUGGCAGUUUGGUUUUGAGACAAGUUAAAAUGGAAAAUGCUGGCAAAUAUAAAUGUAUAGCCCACAACCAAUACGCAGUCAAGGUACAUCGCCAGUUUUUGUUGAAUCUAAAUGUGGUGGAAAGCAAUGAUGAUGAAAGACCUCCUAAUGGACAACUAAUACCUCAUUUACAAAAUACCACACUAUAUGUUCCCCUAAAUGGAGAUUUAAAUUUAACUUGUUGCACUUUAACGAAUGAUGUACCCAUUGAAUGGUGGUUACAACAGUCCAACACUGAAUCAUGGGUUAAGUUAUCGAAUAACAGCAAAGAGUAUCAUAUACGCAGCGGUAUUGAAGAAUAUGAAGGCUACUAUAAAUGUGCCACAAUCAACAGUAAUCAGACAUUCCAUGUUAUUGUUACCAGACCUCCCAUAGUUUCCGAAGAAUUGCCCAUGCAUGAAGGCAUUGUGGCCUCCUCCAUUAAAUAUCGAUGUUUGGUGACGGGAAAUCCUCGGCCCACUAUAACUUGGUAUCAUAAUGGUAUUGUAUUUAAUAGUACCAUAACACGUUACAUAAAUGGCAAUGAGUUGCACAUAGAAUCGUAUGAUCCCGAAGAGAGUGGCAUCUAUCAAUGCUUUGCGAGUAAUAUAGCCGGGGAGGUGUAUACAGCCGGUGAAAUACGUCCCAUAAAUCGGGGUGAUGUUAAACCAAAUCCUUUAAAGAAUAUACGCUGUUUUGCUCACACGUUUAGUUCGGUGAAUGUUACGUUUGACAAUGAAAGUUCAGUGUCUCUAUUUAUAGUGCACAUUAUACAACAAAAUCCAUUCCGCUGGACCACACCGUACUCACCCAUGAAACUAAACACUUCAUAUAUUAUUAUUGACAAUGAUUUGCCCAACAUACGACCUUUUGAGCUGAUUACACGUGGGUUAAUGCCCACCUCCGAAAUUGUCAAGGGUAACAAUCCCACACAGCAACGUAUGUCAAGCACACUAAGAAGUCUACCGGUUACAUGUUGUACUCAGGGAUUACCUUUGCGCGUGGUACAAUUGGGCAACAACACUUUUGUCACCUGGUCUCUGAUUCCGAUGAACACCAAGAAAUAUUUCAUUAUACAAUUUUCCAUUAACAAUAGCAGUCCAGAUCCCCAGCGUUCAGUGUCACAACCCCUUGUGGGUACGGUACAGAUUGUUAAUUUAAAAGCUCAAGAUAUUUAUCAAAAGUUACGAAACAUUGAAGCUAUAAAUGCCACCGAAUCAAGAAGAGUUCUUAAGAAUGCCAUUUCUAGUUAUAGUGACAAUGAUGCCUCGAUUUUGAAUAAUGCUGAUGGGGAGGAAAAUAUCUAUAAUUUGGUUUUACCUGCCAACGUCACUGGUUUGAUGAUGAAUCAUUUUAGUCGUUUGAAAUUGCGAGUUUUACUCAUCACCUCUGAUAAUGAGAAUCUGGCGCAGGAUUUUCGUUAUGUAGAAUGGAAAUCGAUUUCCAAUGACACUGGUGAUGUUAUAGCCAUACCUUACCAUUUAACCACCAUAGAAUCGCGCAUGUUAAUCUUUCACUUCCAAGAUGGUUUCAAUGAGACCUGUGUUAAAGUAUGCUAUCGUCAAAUACAUUAUCCGCACAUUAAAAGCGAGGAAAAGCGAAAGUGUGAACACCAUUCCAUAGUCCAUACAGAAUUGGAAAUUACAAAUUUACAUCCCAAUACCCACUACAGUUUUCACUUCUCUAGUUGUUAUACCACCAUAUUUUAUGGACAAAUGACUGUGGUUACUCUGCAAGAUCCUCCCGGUACCAUUAGUAUUCCCAGAGUGACUAGACAAAAUGGUUUAAAGCUUAACUGGAAACCACCCCUGCAGCCGAAUGGUAAAAUUCAUCACUACAACAUAUUGUGGACCUUGGGUAAUGUAACACACGAGGCUAAUGUUUUAGAUUGUAAAAUUUGUUACUAUAAGUUUCCCAACAUAUCCGAAUCGGCUAAAAUAAAUAUUUCGGUUAGAGUGGUGGGUGAAACUGGUGUUGGAGCUCCUAUUUCCAUAGAUUUGCGCAAUAUUAAUUAUCUGACAUUGGAAAUUGAAAAUUCUGGCUCUACUUCCCAGGUCUACAGUGGCAUUGCUAUUGGUUCUUUGCUGUCCAUAGUGUGUAUCUUUGGUUUUGCCAUGUUAAUAAUGUUCCAAAGAAAACGUUUCAAAUCUCGCCAACAAGGACCCACACACUUAUCAACCCCCACCGACAUACACUUUGGUAAUCUCAGCAAUACUGGUUUACCGGGUGGCAGUGCUGGUGGCCUAAGUUCCACCACCAUGCCACCAGACUGUCAUGAAAUGCAAAACCUUAUACCUAAAGUAGCGGGCAGAAGAAUUGAUCUUAUGCCCAGUGAUCGUUCCAAAUACGAAACUACCCAACUGCCCAAUGGCAACGGAGAUGUAAUGCUUAGAACGUUGGAUAAUCUGGAAAAUACUAAUAAUUCAUCGAUUUUAAGUGAAUACGAUAUGGGCAGUGAACAUAAUCUGUCGUCGGUGCCGUUGUGCAGGACUAGUCCUCACAAAAAAGCCUCCAAAGUGGCUACCGUCUCGGAGAGUAGUGGUCAACCGACGACGAAACCCUUUUUUAUACCCUUCAAAACAAUACAUCCCCAAAGUGUGGCCAUAGCACAGAAACAAAGUUCCUCAACAUUUGCGGCCAGUGUGCAAACACCGCCAAAUUCCAUAGCUUUGACUUUAGCACCAGUUGAAAAUAUGAAUAGCAGUUUUAGCUCAUGUCGCAGCAAUAGUUUAAGUAGCAGUAGUAAUAGUAAUGGCAGUUGUAGUACUGCCAAUUCCAUAAAAUCUAAACAGUUCCAUGGUAAUUUUCCUAAACAUUCCACAUCGAUUGAUGGUAUUUGUCUGUUGGCCGAAGAGCAGACGGCCUCAACACCAACGCCCACUUCGGAAACGGAUGUGGCGGCAGAGGUGCUCAAAAAUGGUUUCAAACACAAUGGAGAGCAUUACUACACAAAUCAUUCCUCCACAAAUCCAUCAACUUCGAAAACUUCACCUUCAUCGCGAACCUCAAUAUUCAAAUCGAAAAUCCACAAUAACAACAAUAAAAAAGAUAAAUCUAAGAAAUCCACGAAUUUACAAAAUUCUUUUAAAAAAGAAAAACAUCAACAACCGCAGUCCUCAAAAUUAAAAACUACAACAACAACGAAUCAUCAACACCAUAGUGAUUUAUCGUAUAUAGUUCCUGUCACUGAUCCUCCAACGGCCUCAGCAUCAUCAGUGUCUACAAAUUCAAAAUCGCUUCGCAGUUGGUCCCAACCAAAGGCCACCUAUGCGACAACCUCAUGCGGUUUGGAAACGAAACAUAAAUAUCCAAAUAUGGAUCCAAAUGGUUGAAAUUCUUUGGGUAUGUUUCAUAAUUUUUUUAACGUGCACAUUUCUCAAAUUAUUUUCUGAUCCAAUAACAGCUAAAAU